Molecule: messenger RNA, 1239 nt
Organism: Alternaria infectoria
Lineage: Eukaryota; Fungi; Ascomycota; Dothideomycetes; Pleosporales; Pleosporaceae
Exons: 2
Coding region: 1-1239 (412 amino acids)
Source: RefSeq, a predicted model, not a curated record
AUGGCAGCCCCACAGAAGUUUAUCUACUCCGACAUGUUCCUCGAUAUGAUUCAGGGCAGCUCCAUCACAGUCAUUGUCGGUCAACACCCAUCAUGUCGGACCUACACGCUUCCUGUCGCUCUACUCUGCGUUCACUCUAUCUACUUUCGCGACCAGAUUACUCGCAUCAACGACACGGUGUUGAAGGAUCAUACAGCUAGCAAAAAGCGCAAAUUCUCCACUUCUGACGAUGACGUGGUGGUGAUCAAGGAAGAGGAUGGAGAGCUUGCUAAAGAGGAAGACACGAAAGAGAACACAGAAAACGACGAGAAGGUGAUCAGGUUACCAGAUGUGGAUCCCGCCAUCUUCGGCCUCUUCCUCAAGUUCAUCUACAAGGACUCAUACCCAUCCAACGUCGACGCGAGGAGUCUCCCAAACAACGCCAAUUUUUAUCCCAGGACAGCAAGCGCAAACAGGGCAAGUUCCGUUCCAGCGACAACCGUAGCACCUCAGCAACCACCCACUCAGAUGCCGUCUCACUUCCAGCCCAACUACCCGCUCACCCCCGCUCAAACCCCAACCCGAACAAGCAUGCCACCCCCUCCCAUCCCACACAACAUAACCUCUCCCCAACCCAUUCCCCCCUCGAUCCACGCCUGGCUCCUCGCCCAACGCCUCGGCGCCCUCUCCUUCAUGAACCACACCAUCCAACACAUCUAUUCGGGAAUCGGUCGUCACUUCGCCCUCACACCCACGCUCAUCGACCACGUAUGGCGGGAGACCACACCCUCCUCAUCUCCCACAUCAACGAUUCUAACACCCUCGCCCCUCCGCAACCUCCUCCUCCACACCCUGACAACCUACUGGUCGCAGCCGGGCCCGCAGCAGAACCCCAACGCCAUCAUUUUACGCUCGCUAUCUGUGUCGCACGGACAAGGCCAUUUCUCGACGGGGUUGAAAGACGCGUGGGAUAAGCUGUUCAAUGAGCAUGAGGAUUUGAGAAACGAGUUUAUCCAUGGGUUGCAGGCGGGUCCGGGGCAGUUGGGUGUUGUGGGGGCGUAUUUCGCUACUUCGGGGACUGUGGUCGUGGGAACUGGAGGUGGAGGUGGAGGUGCGGGUAGGAGCGAGGCUGUGAAGGGCAAGGAGAAGGAGAAAGGUGAGGGUGAUGGAUGGGUGGACACAGGCAGGAGGGUUAUCAUCAAGGAGGAGGAAAGUGGUGAGAUGAAGGUUUUGAAUGAGACGAAGGCGACUCGUGUCUGA